GUUCUCUUUGUCAAAGAUGGCGACGUGCAGUGUCCGCGGCGUUCGGUCCGCUACCUUCGAACACGUACAAACGCUUGCGUUUUCAUGAUCUUCAAGCUAAAAGCGACGUAUAACAUUGUUUUAUUACUCGAGCGUUCAUUGAGGUCCAUUGAAAUAUUCCGCCGCGGCUACAAAUUGGCCCAUUUUACGUUGUAAACAAACCAUCACGUGGUAACGACAAUUCACUGUCUCCGCGGUGCUGUCCGAGUUUUGGUAGCGAAGCACCUGCCAGUUCUUUAAAUGAAUUUUGGUACUUGAAAGCUACUAGUCGAACAUGUCUAAAACCACUAAAAUCAAGCACGUGACCAAGGAGGUGUUGGAAGACUACGUCCUUCCUACCGACAACCAGCUGAUAGUUCGGAUCUUGUCUGGGAAGGGGAACAACCUCCACGAAGUCGAAGACCCUUCGGGGAGUACAUACCUGGUCAGCAUGCCGACCAAGUUCCGGAAGAACAUCUGGGUCAAGAGAGGCGACUUUGUCAUCGUGGAACCCAUCCAAGAGGGCGACAAGGUCAAGGCCGAGAUUGUUCGCAUCCUCUACAGGGAGCAGGUCAAGUACAUCAAGGAGGAGGGCAAAUGGCCAAAGGCUUUUGACGACGGCGAGGCGAAGGGAGACGCUGAACACCGCAGUCCCGAGGACAGCGACAGCGAUGACGAUGACAACGACCUAUUUGUGAACACCAACAGGCCGAGCGUGGUCUACGAAGAGAGUGAAUCGUCGUCCACGGAGGAAGAAGCGAAUUGAGUUUGGUCUUGUCCGGUCGGUGGGUGGCGGGGCCUGGGAACGCCGCGGAGUCUGUAAAUAGACUGGACCAGCAAGCAACGGCCACUUUGUGUACAACUCAACACACAAAAAAAUAAAGUGUAAAUCCGUAGGCAGACGGAAACCUUGGGAUGGGA
This is a messenger RNA of Ixodes scapularis (black-legged tick), 939 nucleotides long. RefSeq names its product probable RNA-binding protein EIF1AD. The transcript is spliced from 4 exons. Gene Ontology annotation, biological process: translational initiation. NCBI's taxonomy places the organism in Eukaryota, Metazoa, Arthropoda, Arachnida, Ixodida, Ixodidae. The coding region runs from base 314 to 784 and encodes 156 amino acids. The record is from RefSeq and is a predicted model, not a curated record. Gene Ontology annotation, cellular component: nucleus. Gene Ontology annotation, molecular function: RNA binding; translation initiation factor activity.